AUGGUUGUGUAUGCGUUUAUGACACCUAUUUUCUAUGUUGUCUUUGCUUUACUUACCAUUUCAAAUGUGAAAAAGACAAAAAGAUUACUAGUUAACACGGCUAAAAGAAAUGGUGUAUGUGUUCGUUCACAUAUACAACAUCAAACACUUAAUACUCAACUUCUUCGUAUGCUUCUUGUUCAAGUGCUAUCGUUUAUUGUAUUGUUCAUGCCAUUUGCAGUAUGGAGUGUCUAUGCUGGUGUCAGUAGUACUUGGAUAAAAUCUCAAUGGCAACGUAGCCUGGAAGCUCUUCUAUCUGUUUGUUUUCGUUUCUUAGCCUAUGCCAAUAAUGGUUCCUCAUGUGUUGUUUAUGCACUUACUGCACGACUUUUUCGCCAAGAACUUCGAGCUCUUCUAAGUUGUAAAUGGACAAGAUUUUCAAAAAAUCAACCAUAUGGUAAAAUUUUUUCGAUUGGUCAACGUGUUGGUCCUGCUCCAAUUCAAACAGCGGAAAAGAUUGUAAAAAUUAACAAUAAUCAUAUCAAUCAUCAUAUAUAG
Molecule: messenger RNA, 537 nt
Organism: Rotaria sordida
Lineage: Eukaryota; Metazoa; Rotifera; Eurotatoria; Philodinida; Philodinidae
Source: the annotation of a GenBank genome assembly